Messenger RNA from Fonsecaea multimorphosa CBS 102226, 1995 nucleotides. RefSeq lists its product as uncharacterized. Lineage: Eukaryota; Fungi; Ascomycota; Eurotiomycetes; Chaetothyriales; Herpotrichiellaceae. Gene Ontology annotation, cellular component: mitochondrion. The record is from RefSeq and is a predicted model, not a curated record. The coding region runs from base 1 to 1995 and encodes 664 amino acids. The transcript has a single exon. Gene Ontology annotation, molecular function: nucleic acid binding; ATP binding.
AUGUAUGGGGCAGCACGGCAGCAAGGGCGACAUGUCCUAAGAGCGCUCCGAACCCUCCCAUCCGUCUCAAUUCCCUCUUCCCGGACACAGUUUGUUCCUUCAAGCUCGCGGAAGUCUCUCGCCAAAUCUCUCGGUAUCAGACAGUUUUCAUCGACGAUCCAUCAAUGGCAACAAGCCCUCGCUGAAGACCAUGCUCGUGCGGAAGAUUUUGGCGCAGAGGACAUCUCAGCCAUCAAUCGAGAGUACACAAAAUUCUCAGAGCUCGCAGAUGCGGGUGUUAUUGACAAGAGAAUCAUCGACACUCUGGUCAACAGCAUGGGUAUCCACACAAUGACCGAAGUCCAGAGAAUGACCAUCAACGAGUGCCUGGACGGGACGGAUGUCAUUGCGCAGGCGAGGACGGGCACUGGCAAGACGUUGGCUUUUCUGAUGCCCAUUGUGCAACGCAUCCUCCGGGAGCCCGGGUUUGGCAGCCGACAGCCCUCAAUCGGAGACACGCGAGCACUCAUCAUCUCCCCCACGCGCGAGUUGGCCGAGCAGAUUGGAGCGGAGGCAAAGAAGAUCGUCCGAGGCACAGGCGUUCAGGUACAACUGGCUGUCGGUGGCACGCAGAAAGGAUUCCAUCUUAAGCUCAUGCAACGGCAGGGCUGCCACAUUCUUGUUGGCACGCCGGGGAGAGUUAAGGAUCUGUUGUCCGACCCUUACAAUGGACUCAGCUUGGAAAACAUCCAGACUUUUGUGUUGGAUGAGGCUGAUCGACUCCUUGAUAUUGGAUUCGCCGAAGAAAUCAGAGAGAUCCAGAGUCUCAUGCCCUCACACACCCGCCAACAUCGCCAGACGCUCAUGUUCUCCGCCACCAUGCCACGAACCGUGGUUGGUCUGGUCAGAGAGACCAUGAAGCCGGACUUCAAGUUUGUCCGGACGGUUGACCCAGAGGAAGCCGCUACGCACGAGUCCGUGCCACAGCACAUUGUCUUUCUGCCGGGAAUGCAGAAUCAGAUUCCAGCAUUGACUGAGAUCGCCUGGAACGCCAUGGAGGCGCAUCGGAGAGACCCGGAAAACAACAUGCCUUUCAAAGCAAUCGCUUUUUUCAGGUCGCUGAACGAGGUCAACGUAGCAUACGAAACCAUGAAAAACUUGCGCGACCCAACAACCAAUGGAGGAAUGUUUGCUCCUCACCCACUCGCACCAUGCAAAAUCGUUCAAAUGUCAUCCCAACUAGAUCAGCGGCAGAGAACUGCGAAUGCGCAAGCAUUCCGGCAGGCUGAAUGCGCACUGAUGAUCUCCUCGGAUGUAACAGCCCGAGGAAUGGACUUUCCUAAUGUGUCUCAUGUCAUUCAAAUCGGCGCACCUCAUAGAAAGGAAGAUUACGUCCACCGUCUGGGCCGGACUGGGCGUGCUGGCAAACCGGGCCAAGGCUGGCUUCUGCUACAAAACGACGAGAGGAAUGAUUAUAGACAACUGGCAAAAAGCAUCCACGCGCACAAUAUUUACGAGGACACGAGCCUGGACACGGCAAAGUUGGAUAUGACCCAACCCACGCAACUCUCACCACAAACUGCCAAGAUCAUGCAAAUGGUUGAAUCAGGCGUCCGGCAAGUUUCCAGGAUUGACAAGGCAAAGGCAUACCAGAGCUUGUUGUCCGUGCUGAACAUGUCUGGAAAUUCCUCGAGACAAGAGAUCGUCAACCAAGUGAACGAGCUUGCGACCUAUGGAUGGGGGCUUGAAUCCCCACCUGCAGUGACGCGAAGCUGGGCUGAUAAGAUAGGAUACGGCGGUGUCCCAGGGCUCCAUUUCCGAGAGGAAAGCGAACGCGGUGGUACUUUUGGCGGUAGUUCGAGAUCCGGGUUCGGGGGUCGUCGUAACAGGUAUGACGAACGCGAUCCAUUCGGACAAGGUGCCUCUGGCGGCGGUAGGGGAACGUUCAGUCAGGGCAGCUCAUCCUUCAAUGACCGUGGCCGUGGCAGAUUCGGCGGCGAUCGAGGGUUCCGUUAA